AUGUCACCUACUAAAAUCACUUCAAAGGAACAAGUUUCCCAACUUUUGCAAAACUACGAUACGUUUAUUUUCGACUGUGAUGGUGUUAUCUGGUUAGGAGACCAUGCUAUCCCAGGUGCAGUGGAGAGUAUUGAACUAUUGACAAGUUUAAAUAAACAAGUUAUCUUUGUUACAAAUAACUCAACAAAAUCAAGAAAAGCUUAUACUAAAAAAUUUGAAAAAUUUGGUUUAAAAGUUUCAAAAGAACAAAUUUUCGGUUCAGCUUAUGCAAGUGCAACUUAUCUUCAUCAAUUUAUUAAAUUACCUCUUGAUAAGAAAGUUUGGGUUAUGGGUGAAUCCGGUAUUGAAGAAGAAUUGAAAGAAUUGGGAUAUACUUCAAUUGGUGGUACUGAUGCAAGAUUGGAUGAAAAAUUUGAUGCAAAUACAACACCUUUUUUACCAAAAGAUUCUUCAGUUGGUGCAGUUAUUACAGGUUUAGAUACUAAAGUUAAUUAUCAUAGAUUGGCUAUAACUUUACAAUAUUUACAAGAUCCUAAUGUUGAAUUCUUGGCUACAAAUAUAGAUUCUACUUUUCCUCAAAAGGGGUUAAUCUUGCCAGGUGCAGGUUCAAUAAUUGAAAGUGUUGCUUAUUCUUCUGGUCGUGAAUCUAUUGCAUGUGGUAAACCAAAUCAAAAUAUGUUGGAUGCUAUUGUGGCUGAUAAAGGAUUGGAUAGAUCUAGAGCCAUUAUGGUUGGUGAUCGUUUAAACACUGAUAUCAAAUUUGGUAAUGAUGGUGGAUUGGGUACUUUAUUAGUUUUAACUGGUAUUGAAACUGAAGACAAUGUCCUCAAGACUGGGGCACCUAAAUUUUAUGCUGAUAGUUUGGGAGUUAUCGGAGAACUAUACAAGUAG
Hansenula anomala is the source of this 891-nucleotide messenger RNA. RefSeq names its product 4-nitrophenylphosphatase (gene PHO13). Gene Ontology annotation, molecular function: phosphoglycolate phosphatase activity; alkaline phosphatase activity. Bases 1 to 891 code for a protein of 296 amino acids. The record is from RefSeq and is a predicted model, not a curated record. The transcript has a single exon. Lineage: Eukaryota; Fungi; Ascomycota; Saccharomycetes; Phaffomycetales; Wickerhamomycetaceae.